CGGCCCGCUACCCCGCCUGCCUUUUCCUCCCAUCUUCCGCGAGGCGGGAUGUGUUCGUCUUCGCCUCCUCCGUCAUGGCGCCGCUGCCGAAGUCUGUCGAGAUCAUUGCGGAGCAUGUCCUAACGCAGCUCACCAACUCCAAGAACCGGCCUCUCUUCGUCGCGCUGCAGGGUCCUCAGGGCAGCGGCAAGUCGUACACCGCCGACCUGCUUGCCGCGCAUCUCUCCGCACCGCCGCACGCGCUCCGUGUCGCCCAGCUCUCUAUUGACGACCUCUACCUUCCGCAUGACGCGUUAGUCGCGCUUGCCAAGACCGGCAAUCCACUCUGGCGCGGACGCGGGCAGCCGGGCACUCAUGACGUCGAGCUCGGUGUGCAGCUCCUGACGAAGCUCAAGGAGGGCAAGGAGAAGGUCGAGCUCCCUCGCUUCGAGAAGAGUCUCUUCAAUGGAGAGGGCGAUAGACUGCCGAUGGAUGGUACGGGGCCGGUCGUGCAACCGCCAGUGGACGUAGUCCUGCUCGAAGGCUGGUGCACGGGCUUCUACCCGAUCACGAUUGAGGAGCUCGAGCAGCGAUGGGACAGCCAUUGGCGCGAGGAGCGCGUGCGCUUAGGCCUCGAGGACAACGAACUCGGCACGAUGGAUCAUGUCAUUGCGAUCAACGACGCGUUGAAGAAGUACGUCAAGUUGUGGGAGUUCUUCGAUGUGUUUGUGCAGCUGGUGCCUGCGCCUACAGAAGCUUCGCCGUAUGCUGUCAUCUACAAAUGGAGACUCGAGCAGGAGCACAACAUGAAGGCAAAGAACGGUGGCAAGGGAAUGACGGAUGAAGCCGUGAAGAAGUUCGUCGACCGCUACAUCCCCGGCUACGUCUUCUUCAGCGACGGUGUUACCGAUGGUCUAGUCGGUAGAGUGGAGGGCGUCGACGUGCCCUUGAAGGCCGACAACGCACCUGCCAAGGCCACCGAAACACUUCCGACUCCCACUGAUGCGCCCUCUGAGGACGAUGACAAGCCCCGCCAGCCUACCCACCCACCAAGCUGGAGAGGUCGCGGACUGCGCCUCAUCAUCGCACCCGACAGGUCGGUGGUGGGGAUGGAGCACUUCUGACCGGUCUGCAAGGGUGUUCACGAUGUUACGACGGUGGACGUCUGAUCUUUCGGGCGGAUGGAAUCUGGCGAAACGCGGUGGGAAUCUGGCGCCGUGGUGAAGAUUGAUGCAAUUGAGCGUGAUUGAACGGAGGGAAAGAGUAUAGAGCGUAGUAAGUUGUUAGACAACCGAAUGAAGUUGCUGAACGCCUUGGAAGUCCCGGGAUCACCAUUCGACGCUAUGUUAUGCUGACUUCCUG
Molecule: messenger RNA, 1341 nt
Organism: Schizophyllum commune H4-8
Lineage: Eukaryota; Fungi; Basidiomycota; Agaricomycetes; Agaricales; Schizophyllaceae
Product: P-loop containing nucleoside triphosphate hydrolase protein
Exons: 3
Coding region: 75-1103 (342 amino acids)
Cellular component (GO): cytoplasm
Source: RefSeq, a predicted model, not a curated record